AAAAACAGAGCUCAAACAACCUUUUUUCUGAACUCAAGAAUUCACUUUUGUGCGAAACUGAAGAAUACACGGAGGGAGAGCAAUUCCCUUGUGCCGCUGCUGCAAGUCGUCGCACCGACGGUUGCCGGCGAGGCCAAAUUCACAUAUUCCAUCUCCACCUCUCUUCUUACACUGUUUCAAAAUCUUGUUAGAAUCUUCAGAUGAUAAAUCUAAGAACCUUCGUUCCGAUCCUAACGGCGGUCGUAAAGAUUUCGUUGUGAAAAGCUACGUCUAUUCUAAUCAACCUGCGGUUCAAGUAACGCCGGCGAGCCGCCGACGCCGCCGCUGCUGCAGCGGUGGAUGAUGCGCGUCAUUCCGGCCGAGAGUGAAGAGGAUCGCUUGCUCGUGGAUUGAUGGUAAUAGGAAUUGACAGGAAGAGACGAUAACGAUUGAGGUCCGUUGGAGGCUGGAAAUUGGGCCGAAAUUUUCUUCCACCACGGUUGUAGUGAACGGGACGCACAGGACUCCGAAGUCACGUGCCCUCCCCGUGCUUCUGCUGCACAUUUCCUCUCUUACGUCUCUCUGACCAAUUAGCUGGAUGAAGCUUUAGGGCGUCGUUUAUCGACUAUUCUGUUGUUCUGUUUCAUGCUUCUCAAGUUUCAAGGCAGUAGAGAUUAGAGGUGAAGCUGUUGAGAUUGACUUAUUUCAACAUAUCAAUGACCUACACACCUCCAACAUGGGCAACAUUAGCUGCUGCUGCAUUUGUUUUUUUGUCGCUUGUUCUAUCACUGUAUCUGUUGUUUGAGCACCUUUCUGCAUAUAAGAAUCCGGAGGAGCAAAAGUUUUUGAUUGGUGUUAUCCUAAUGGUGCCAACUUAUGGUGUAGAAUCUUUUGUAUCAUUGGUGUACCCAUCAAUAAGUGUUCAUCUUGAGAUACUGCGAGAUUGCUACGAAUCCUUUGCUAUGUACUGCUUUGGACGUUACCUGGUUGCUUGCUUGGGUGGGGAAGAAAGGACCAUUGAAUUUUUGGAGAGAGAAGGACGUUCAAAUACGAAGACACCAUUAUUAGAACAUAGCCUAGAGAAGGGAACAAUCAAGCAUGUUUUCCCCAUGAACCUUUUCUUAAAGCCUUGGAAAAUUGGUGGAUGGGUUUACCGUGUUAUCAAAAUUGGAAUCGUCCAAUAUAUGUUGAUAAAGUCCCUAACGUCUAUUUUGGCUGUAGUUCUUGAGAACUUGGGCGUUUACUGUGAAGGAGAUUUUAAUUACAAAUGCGGGUAUCCCUAUAUGGCAGUGGUUUUAAAUUUCAGUCAAUCAUGGGCGUUGUACUGUCUGAUUCAGUUCUAUGCAGUUACAAAGGAGGAAUUGGUACAUAUAAAACCACUGGCCAAGUUUUUGAUGUUUAAAUCUAUAGUGUUUUUGACUUGGUGGCAAGGUGUUGGAAUUGCUCUCCUAUCUGCCCUUGAUUUGUUCAGGAGUCCUGUAGCCCAAGGGUUGCAGUUUAAGUCAAGUGUACAAGAUUUCAUCAUUUGUAUAGAGAUGGCCAUUGCUUCUGUGAUUCACUUAUAUGUAUUUCCAGCAAAACCAUACGAACUUAUGGGAGACCGUUAUACUGGAAGUGUUUCUGUUCUUGGCGACUAUGCAUCUGUCGACUGUCCUUUAGAUCCAGAUGAGAUCAGGGAUAGCGAGCGUCCUACCAAGUUACGCCUACCCCAGCCCGACGCAGAAAACCAAGAUACCAGGAUGGGAAUGACAAUCAAAGAGAGCGUCCGAGAUGUCUUUGUCGGUGGUGGCGGUUAUAUUGUGAACGACCUGAGAUUCACAGUAAACCAAGCAGUCGAACCUGUGGAAAAAGGAAUAACAAAGUUCAAUGAAAAACUACAGAAGCUCUCCCAAAACAUUAAGAAACGAGACAAGGAUAAAAGAAGAACCAAGGAUGAUAGUUGUAUCACAUCUCCCACACGAAAAGUUAUUCGAGGAAUAGACGACCCCCUUCUGAACGGGAGCUUCAGCGAUAGCGGGGUCAUAAGGGAAAAGAAGAACCGUCGAAAGUCGGGUUAUUUAAGUGCAGAAAGCGGAGGAGAAAGCAGCAGCGAUUUUGGUUAUGGAAAGUACCAAGUCGGGGGCCAUCGGUGGAUCACCAAAGAGUAGUAAAAGGUAAUAGAUUCUUACUGCCCUUAUAACAAAGCAAGAAAAAAAGAGGCCGGUUGUGGUUCACAUAUCAAGAGAUGUGUAUUGAAGUUUCAAAUGCCUGAAUUUCUGCUUUGUGUGAGCCAUCUGCAAAUGUAGUUAUGGCAUGGCAAUGAUGGGGGGGAGAUUCACCAAAUGCCAAGGUAAUUUCUUGGUGCAAAGAGGAUAAAUGAAUCUAUUGCUUAGUGUAUUAUCAUGAUUACGAACUAUGGGCUUGCUUACUGUUCUUGUAAAUAGCUGCCUAUGAGUGACAGAAUUGGUAUGUUUUGCAUUAUUUAUUUGUGGGGUGGACAGAUAUUAGUAGAAAGAUUUGUAAAAUCUUAUCGAUGGAUGUGUUUAACGAUCUUUAAACUUAGUAUUCUUGGAAUUGGAGAAGCUUCAUGUUACUAUAGAUUCGACUUUCUGCACAUGUAC
Messenger RNA from Cucurbita maxima (winter squash), 2579 nucleotides. Its product is annotated as protein LAZ1-like. The record is from RefSeq and is a predicted model, not a curated record. Lineage: Eukaryota; Viridiplantae; Streptophyta; Magnoliopsida; Cucurbitales; Cucurbitaceae. The transcript is spliced from 9 exons. The coding region runs from base 696 to 2126 and encodes 476 amino acids. Gene Ontology annotation, molecular function: transporter activity. Gene Ontology annotation, biological process: transport.